GAGUGGACGGUGUGUACACUGGAGUCCUUUAAGCUUCCUGGAGAGGAAGAAAGACAGUUGCUGAUCUGUAGGAUCAGAUCUGGCUCUGAACCGGUGCUUGUUAAGAUCAACACAACUUUAGGAGAGGAACAUGUAAAGGAAAAAGAGGUAUUUUUUUUACGUAGUUCAAAAGGAAUAUAAUUUGCAAAAUGAACACUUUUUAUUACAAUUCUUCAGUUUGUUGUUUUCUUGUGCCAGUUAGGGCUAUUGUUUUCUAAACCUCAGUGGGAUUGUCAAAGUUGAAUAAGAAACCAAAAAUGAAAUGAUUUCUGGUUGUUGAAGUCAACUUGUCGCGAUCGCGAAAAUGGCCUGCUACAAAAAGAGCCCACUUUUUACAGAAAAUGUUAAAUAAUUCUUUUUCCAGAGUGUUUGGAAUAAAGGCGUGAACAUAGAUGAUUUAAACUUGCAGUGGGUUUACCCCAUAGUCAUCUCACUGAUAAUUAAAAUUUGUCCUUUUUUGGGGGUUUCAAAUUUGACUUAGUGGCCACCCCAAAUUCCAUACAAGAACUAAGUUUGUAUAAUAGACCUACUCGGCAGCGGAUAUCAAAUAAACGAAUGCGUUCAAAACGGACGAUGAAUAAAAGACUGACAUAUUCAAAAGUAAAAAGACACAUUCAGGAAACAAUUUAUGUUACAACAUUGCAGAGUCGCCACAGUCACAGGAGCAAUAUUCUUUACUUGAUCCAUUUUCAUGCCUUCUACUAUGAAAAAUCUAGAUACUGUAAAUAUCCAUGAUUUACAAGGGAAGCUAAAAAUGCAGUCUGUAUGGUCAGUGAAAAUCAUUUAUGGGACUAAGAGUAUUAUUUAGUUCCAAUACGCCGUAACCUUGAAGUAAGAAAGGUUUUUUGUGAGAGUCACCAAGUUUUGUAGGCUAGACUUACUAAGUAGUGAUUAAGUGGCGAUUUUUGUAUUCUGUUACAGGCAGAUGAUGUAGUUAUGGAUCUAUGUAAGCUGUUUCAAUGCAGCCUGAUGGAGGAGUUUAAUGAAAUUAUGACUGACAAUGUGAAGAGCAUGAGUGUCAGUAACACUUCAGAGUGGUGGGCACAAAGAACCAGGCUAGAUUCCAAAAUGAAGGUACAACUUUCAGAAUGAGAUUUAAAUUCGCAAAUUCUUGGCAGGGUAACUUCAACAGCGUAAAACCAAUAAUUGUCGCCAGUGACGAACCCUUCCCCCUUUCGAACGAUGGAGCAGGCUACCGGGAUCUAGGUCCCCUACUCGUGAUAAGUAAAGAUGGUGAAGGAGACAUAGCCAGUGGCUUAACCUCACUGCCCAGUGACUCACCGGUGGUAUUUCACAUUUGCUUGUCUAUUAUGAAAUUCACAGGCUAAAUUGUCUGAAAACUAUUUCGACAAUGAUGCUCAAAUGGCACAUUCUACGUGCUCUUCACUUUGUCUAGUUGUCUUAAAUUUAUCGUCGUUUUGGUUGACAAUUCCUUAACUCAGAUCCUUUUGGAAAAGCUUGAAUCGUGCUGGCUUGGAAGAUGGAAAGGGGUUCUUCUUGGUCAGUCAAUCAACGAGGAUCAUCAAGAGGCCACAGUGUCCGCUGCCAGGCAGUUACAAGGGAAAAUCACUAAUUUGUGUACAUGUCCUCCAGAUAUACAACUUCUUGAGGUAAUGCAAACAAUAUGGUCAUUUUUGUGGAGACCAAUCCAUGCUUGAUUUAUCACUCUGAUUCCCAGCCCAACUGUAUUAAUGACCUCUUAGAAACGUUGGUUAACAUUUCCUCUUUGCCACUACUAGUUCGGUGUGAAAAUAGAGUAAGUUACAUCCACAUCUUAAUGAAUAUGUGUCCCACGUUGUUUGUUUUAGUUCACUAUCUAAACUUUGGUAAACUUUGGUUUACCUCGUCAGUGUUAGCUCAGUCGGUAGAGCGUGUGACUGCAAAGCGGGAGGUUGCAGGUUCGAUUCCCGGGGCUGGACCAAUACUCAAAGUCUUAAAAUAACUGAGAAGUGAAGUACUCCCUUUACACUGCAAGAGACUAGACCCUCGCGUGGCUCGGAUGACCACGUAAAAAAUAGUGUCCCCGAUUAGUACAUUCGUACUAAAUACAUUGACACUCAACUAAAGUGCAUUUUUUAAGGAUCAUUGUCAACCAUACCCGGAGAAGAAAGUAACUUUAGUCUAUAGCAUCAUUCUGGUUUUAAAUAAAUGCAAUAUAAACUAGGUUUGAAAGGCUGCUGCUCUCUCUUUCAUCAUUUUAAAUGUGCUUAUAUCUCUUUCAGAUUCUUGUUGAUUCUGCAUCCCACUUGUCAAGAGACGAGAAAGCUGAUGCGAUUUCAGAGAUCACUGGCAUAGAUCCCAAAUCUGCCUCUUUGAAUGAAGUAACCUCAAAUGUUUUUAUGACAAUUUUAUAAAGUCCAUUUGUGUUGCAUGUAUUUUGUUGAAACCUCGUUGAAGAUAUUCUUAACUAGUGUUCGUUUUUUGGAUUUCAGAUUCUUCGUGAGUUAGAGGAGGUCACAAGCAACUCGUCUUCGUCUGUCAGCAAGAAAACUGGCCAAAAUAGGUGUGAGAAAAUUGGUGUAACUCCUGUCACUUGUGAUGUAUAUGCAUUCUGUGACGAUCAUUUAUGAUGUAUGUGCUUUUAAAAUUAGUUAACGUAAAAUCUUUCUCCUUUUUUUUUCACCGGACUGAAAGCAGCCCAGAAGUGGUUACUCGUCAUCCUGUCAUUCUUAUUCUUGGCAAGGUAAGGAGGCAUAUUCUUUUGGCUCUGACACUGAUCAAAACCUAGUGGUUGUGAAAAAUAAAGUGGGAGUAGCGAUGAAAAGAUCUAUAUUUUUACCAUUUUACAGGAUAUUCAACACCUGCCUUGGGAAAGUAUACCUAUGCUAUUUGACCAUCCUGUGACUCGAGUACCUUCUCUGCAGUUUCUGCUAUCAAAGGUAAAAUGCAGGCGUGCUGCUGACAAAAAAAUGAGAAAUAAAUAGUAGAAAAGUUGACUGUAUUAUCGUUACAUGAUGGGAUGGGUGACUGGGAUGUCGAGGGGAAUCCACCUUGGGCAAGCUAGCUUCUUAAACUGAGUACCACUUUGCCAAUCUAGCUGAGUUAGCCAUAAUCCCACACAAGGUUUCAAAACAUGAAAGCCCCAACUCGUUUACGUAGUCCAUUAUCGCUUUAUAUUCUCAGAAAUGGUCAAGAACCUAACUGUUUGGCACUCUCAACUGGGUGGGUGCUAGUGGGCGAUAGGUGCGGGCUCCUUAUUCCUGGUUGGAUCACUACUCAUGAUCUUAAAAUAAUUGAGCAGGAUGUAGACCUUCGAAUGUAUUUAUCGGUGGCGGUGUAGUCAACCUUUCAUGUGGUGGGUGAAUUAAGGGGUUAAGAAGGGUUGGGACGUAGUCUGGUAUUGGUAAAGAGAGCUGCGUUACAUUAAGCUAAUAAGGAGGUAUUCCAUUGUUGUGAGCAAUAUGUUGCGCUAUCAUACUUGCUCCUUAUCAAUAAACAGGGUCCGAAAUUGCGCCUUCCCGGUCGCCAAUGCGACCAAAAAUUCAGUUCUGGCGACCAGAAUUUCAUAGCUGGUCGCCAGCUGGCGACUUGUAAAGCUGGUUGUUAUUGUAGACUUUCAUGUUCGGAGAAAAUGAUUAAGAAUCGAAACCUCGAAGCUCUUUGCCAACAGGUGUCGUACUUUUUGUCCUGCUGAUAUUUUUUUAAUUUAAAAGGGAAACGAAUGUUCCUGUAAAUAUACCUCCACAACAGCUACGAUCAAUACGAGUUGAACGUUUCCAAGCCACCAAGGGGAAUUUUUGGCGAAAAUAAUUUGCCCUCUGGCGACCAAAAAUUUAUACUUGCUCACCAGUUGGCGCCCAUAUUAAAAAGUUAAUUUCGGACCCUGAUAAAAUAAAUCAUUUUAAUGUUAACCCUUGGUUCCUCUUGAUGCUCGAAAUGAAACAAGAAAAUUGACACCGUGUUUGCAUGCAUGAAAGCAUUUAUUAUAUUUUCAGGUAUCCUGUCAACAACAAUUGACCUAUGUGGAUCCUGUCAAAACAUUUUAUGCGCUCAACCCGCAAAAUAACCUUCCUAACACGCAGAAGAUGUUCCAGAGGUGGUUUGAAAGGUAUGAAUUGUGAAACACGCAAAUCGUAGAACAACUUAAGGAGGAGCUUCCGCAAUAUGAGGAGCUUAAGCAACGAUGACAGCAACAAGGAUGGUUUUAUAAGCAAAACAGUUCUGCUCACUUUUUGGUACAUUUUGAUGACGUCCAUUUCACCAAUACAACGUGAAACCUCGUGUUGAGAACGUUUGUACAGGUAAUCACAUGAUUUCGAGUGCAAUUUGGAAUAAAUAAGCACGAGUAAAUUUUUUCAAAGGCUAACAAAAUUGCACGAGCCCGUAGGGCGAGUGCAAUUUGUGGUCUUUGAAAAAAUUUACGAGUGCUUAUUUAUUCCAAAUUGCACGAGAAAAAUCAUGUGAUUACUUAUUAAUAAUAUUCAUGAAAAAAUUGCGAGAUAGCUUUAAAAUCUCUUUAAUAGGGAGUCAACCCGCGUAAACUACGUGCAAAAAUAAAUUAUUCAAAUGCUGCAAAUAUCAUCACACGUGCAGUCAAAACAACAUUUUGCUCGAUGUUUUUAAAGUUUGCAAGCUGCAGAAACGGGCUGAACAGUUCAUGGAAUUGUUCAAUGUGUUUGAAAUAAAGAUUCUGGGUUAUUACCUCGAGUUUACCGCUCUUCCAGAGAAUUUCUUCUUCCUCCUCUGAUACUUGCCAAGCUUUGUUUGGGCGCUUACCACGGCCAGCCAAGCGAAGCUGUUUCGCUUUUUCCUCCAACACCUCUUUGGAAGAACUAAAUUCUCGGUCACGUACAAUGGACAGGGUGCAGCCUUUGUUCUUUAAGUGUCUAUCAAGCGAUGCCUUCAUUACUUUAAGGCUUUCUGGUUCAUAAUCUUCACCUUUUUUGUAUUGUUUACUUCGGCGUAGAAAUGCUCGAGCAAAGUGUUAUGCUCAGCCGGCUCAUAAUUUUCUAUUUCAUCAGUAAUUUCCUUACCUACGCACCAAUUCUUCUAAAAAGAGAGCCAAAAACCAGUGCUUUUCGCAGUGUUUUCCUUUUUAGAGCGGUUUUUCAGCUCCUCUACAGUUGUUUCGGUCGCAAUAGCAAAUGUGCUGCAAUCGCCAACCAUUGCGGUUUUUGCUCGAAACCUGUCCGAACCGGAUCCAAAUUUUGCGCCAUUUAGAUGGCGCAUUUGAUUGGCUCUCAGUGUGUUCCUUUGUUUAUUAGCCAAUCAGAAUGUCACGUUUGUUACUCUUUUCUGCACUCAAUUACCUUUUUUCUGCACUGUGUUAUCUAAAAACUGCAUUCCUCUUAGCCAAUCAAAAUCGAGAAAUUUUUUCAUGUAUAUUAUUAAUGACAUAAAUACGCGAUGACGAAUUUUUCUCUUCUUACUUGGAUACAGUCCUUAAGAAUUCAACUCCUGGGAAAUUCCCCUACAUUUCGCAAUUUGAGAAAGGCUAAACAGACGCGUGAAGUUUAAAAGGACCCCACAUUUUUUUCUCUUUGUAACGUUUUCACUGCCGUCAUCGUCGGCGUUCGUUAAGCUCCCUAAUGUGACAAACUGAACUUCUUCAAUUGUUGGCUAUGUCCGGCAGCUGCCUGCAAUAUACAUGGUACACCAUUGUUCCUUUAAAUAACACGUAUUUCGUUUCAUGCAACAUAUAGUGAAGAUGGAUGGCAGGGUAUCACAGGUAGGGCACCUACACAAGAUGCAUUUAUCAAAGCACUGACGGACCAUGAAUUGUUUAUGUAAGUUGAAAGAAACUUCAUGUGCUAGUUACAAAUUUUACAUAAGUCGAUUAUCCUACGUACAGAUGAUUAGUACAAUUAGGUUGCGAAGCGAGUUGAAGUACGGAGCUCUUUUACUAUGUAAAUUCAUACAAGCAAAGAUGCUUUGUCUUGUUGUAAUGCUUCGCAAUGAUAAUAAUAAUAAUAAUGGAAUUUAUAUAGCACUUAUACAUCGCUGUUCUAAGCGCUUUACAAUGUAAAAAAGGACAUAAGAAUAUCAUUAACCACAAGCUUACAUAUAACCGUACUGUACAUAUUGGGAAAUUUAUAGCAUACACAUCUUAAAAAGGGAAGAAAAAAAAAACAAAUAUGAUGAAACUAAAUGUCAUAUACCUUUUUAAAUGUCAUAUACCUUUUUAAAUGAUGGAGGCUAGUAGAGAACACCGCGCCUUGCUGGCAUGGUUUUGUAAGACAAGUUGUUUAAAAAGUGAACACACCUUCUUGCCAUACCUUUUAGGCUCAUAGCCAACCUUGCAACUUUAAGCUAAAAAGAGCUGCAUUAAGCUAACAUAUAAAAGCUUCUUCCUUUCAGCCGCAAUGAGAACAACGGGCACUCUAAAUGAUUAUCCCGAGGCUUAACGGUUAUUUUAACUUAUUAUAAAAAACGGCCAGUUCCAUAAAUUAAGACAACGCAAUAUUCGCAAUCCACUCUGCCUCUAGAGAAUUUACGAUACAAUUUACAUGGUACAACAUUCCUGGCGGGGGACUCUCGAGGAUGUUGGACACAUGAAAAGACUGUUACAUUUACAAAGCUGCAACUAGGCUGCAGAAGUAGUCCCCUGUUCUGUUUCAUGUUUUUUUUUUUCAUGUGAUUCUGUUGCCCAUUGCACUGCAUCGUGUAUCUCGCCCUCGUUACGUUAAGCACAAACUGAAAAGCAUUCACUUUUAUCUCCGUAGCUAUUUUGGCCAUGGCACUGGGCGAGAGUUUCUCCAAGGAGAUGCCAUUCAGAGACUGGAUUGCCGAGCUGCCACUGUGCUAAUGGGUUGCAGUUCUGGAAAGUUAACGGUGAGAAAAUGUGGAUGAAAGCCGUGUUGGUAAAUAGCGGUAGGAAUGGUUGAGUCGCCUGGUCUAGUUAGGUUACCGUACGAAAUUUUUGCGGGUUCUAAUUUUUGCGAUUUUCCAACGAUCCGCAAAAAUAAGUUCCCACAACUAAAAAUUACCGCAAACAUUUUUCCCGCAAAAAUUUACUCCAGAGUAAAUAUUCUCUCACUUAAAUUCGCUACACAAAAAUAAAGUACAAAGAAAUCGUUUCUGUUCAAUCACAACUUGUCUCUUUCAUUCAGAAACAAAACGGUAUACAACGAAAUACUGGUUUAUUGUUUGAAAAUAUAUAUUUCUAUUGCACGUACUCAAUAAAAACGAAAAUAUUAUCAAUACUGGGUACCGGGUACAUUUCUGAAAAUCGGAAAAAUUAAUUCCCAGCAAGAAAAACCAAUCUAUCGUAAUCGCAAAAAAUUAGUUCCUGCAAACAUAAAAAACCGCCAAUCCGCAAAAAUUUCUUGCCACACCGUAACUAAGAUUUAGUUUGAAAAGCUACAUUUUUACCAUGAUCCUUUUUCAAAGAAGACAUUUACAACAUUUUUUUUUGCGUGUUGGUUGGAUUCUUAUUCGUGUGUAACUAUCUAUUUCGUUUCUUGUAGUAUUAUAUCUUUACACUAUCUUUUAGUGCUUAAAUAUUCUUUUAAAUUUUUUCAAUUGUUUUCUUUUUCUUUUCGUCAGGUUGGCGGGGAGUGCGAACCUAGAGGAAUGGCUCUGAAUUACCUUCUAGCUGGCUGGUAAGUGUUUCAAUGAACAUUUUAGUCUUUCUUACCAACAGCGAUAUUUCUUUACUGGUCAGACAAGACACCCUUGUUAGCUUAGUCAGUUACUGGUCUAAGACUUUACGAUGUCAUGUGACAAAUUUCCCUCCCCCGCCUCCCUCACCAAAAAUAGUCCUGUUAAAUAUGACAGUACACGUAGUGCUACCAUGAAUCUGGGCCACUGGCUUUAAAAAGUGUAUUGCUAGAGCAGUCUUAAACACUACUCUUCUAAAACAAGUUUUCCAAAACUCUAGAAUGUUGUUUGGGUAUUGCUACACCAAAGGGUAUGAAGAAAGAUAAACAAGGGUGAAAGAGCAUAUUGCCUUAUGAUAACCUUACUACAGUACUGAACAAAUGUUGUUAAAACUCUUGCAUAUCCUUAGCAUAUUGUAUAAAAAGGGGGGGAGAAGAUUGAUAUGGGUUUAAAAGUGUUUAGCUGCCUUGCUUGCUCCUCCUCUAUGAUGCACAUUUUAAACUCCUGAAUGUUCUUGGGGACGUUUAUAAACCAAAUGGCAUAAAAAGAGUGAUUUUUUUAAAAUGCCACUAUUAGUUACUACACAUUUUUCAUGGUCAUCAUAAUCAAAUUGGAGUGGUUUUCACUUGCAGCCCAGCCAUUGUCGCUAACCUUUGGGACGUUACUGACAAGGACAUUGAUCGCUUCAGUGACUCACUUCUGAAAAAGUGGCUUCAGCAAGACACACACCUCUCAUUAGCAGAUGUGCUGAGCCUAUCCCGACAAGCUUGCAAACUGAAAUACUUGAUAGGAGCAUCCCCUGUACUAUAUGGUCUCCCAGCUUACAUCAAACAGUAA
Molecule: messenger RNA, 8415 nt
Organism: Porites evermanni
Lineage: Eukaryota; Metazoa; Cnidaria; Anthozoa; Scleractinia; Poritidae
Source: the annotation of a GenBank genome assembly